Messenger RNA from Clonostachys solani, 504 nucleotides. The record is from the annotation of a GenBank genome assembly. NCBI's taxonomy places the organism in Eukaryota, Fungi, Ascomycota, Sordariomycetes, Hypocreales, Bionectriaceae.
AUGAGGCAUUUCACCUUCAUUUCUCUUGCCCUUACCGGCUUUUCUACGGUCACCAAUGCAUUCCAAGCAAUUGGAACCGAUUAUUCGACUAUUGUUUCACAAAAAUUGUUUUCAGACGGGAAAAGCCUAUACCUUGGUGAUUAUACCCUCUUGGGCAGUAGCGAGGCUGCACCUGUGGAGCUUGACAAUUCCGUUGCAACUGCGUGGGUAGCCACUCCUGUUGCGACUAGCGAUACCACUCCCACCUGGUCCGGUCUCUAUCUUGCCGUGCCCUCAUCAACGGAGGUUGGGUAUUCCGCUGUUCUUCUAGACCCUUCUACCGACCUUUCCAACUACUGGCAUGAAUUCUAUGUUUACAACCCUUACAUUUUCGUCCAGACCGAUAGCUUUGGAUUGAAGGAUUACUGGUACGCCGUGAAAUCUGGAAUUGACGGCGUUUGGAAGUUGGAGUGGCAGAGCAGCGGCGAUGAUGCUACUCGCAUUACACUGCGAAAAUCUUCGUAG